AAGCAGCUUCCAGUGAGCUCCCAAGAGCUGAGCAGUGAGAGGAGCUGAGGAAGUGAGAGCACGUGUGUCUGUCUCAGAGCUGCAGUAUCUUCCCCCGGCUUCUGCUCUGCUGCAAUGUGAGCGGGGAGAAUGGGGCAGGUCGCUUGGAAAGGCUUGUUCCUGUCUUUCUUUGACUAUAAAACUGAAAAAUAUGUCAUAGCCAAGAACAAAAAGGUGGGGAUUUUAUUCCGUGUUGUACAGCUGUCACUUCUGGCUUAUCUAGUAGGUUGGGUAUUUGUGGUUAAGAAAGGAUACCAAGAAACAGACACUUCCAUACAAAGUUCCAUCAUCACCAAGCUGAAGGGAGUUGCUUUCACUAACACUUCUGAACUUGGCGAGAGACUAUGGGAUGUGGUUGAUUAUGUUAUUCCCCCUCAGGGUGAAAAUGUAUUUUUCGUAGUUACAAAUUUGAUUGUCACUCCUAACCAGAGACAGGGUACGUGUCCCGAGAGUUUCGGGAUCCCUGAUGCAGAAUGUUUGAAAAACAGUGACUGUCCAGAGGGAGAACCCGUUGUUGCAGGCAAUGGUGUAAAGACUGGACGUUGCCUGAAGACGGGAGCAGUUAAUGCAACGUGUGAGAUAUUCGCUUGGUGUCCCAUAGAGAAGAAGAAGAAUCCAAAGAUUCCCCUACUGGGCAAAGCAGAAAACUUCACAGUCUACAUUAAGAACUCAAUACGCUUUCCAAAGUUUGAUUUCUCCAAGACUAAUAUUCUAGAAACUGACGAGUCCUACCUAAAGAGUUGCCGCUACAGCAAGGAUGACCAUUACUGCCCCAUUUUUCACUUGGGAAAGAUUGUAUCAUGGGCCGGCAGUGAGUUCCAGAGCAUGGCCAUUGAGGGUGGAGUAAUUGGCAUUCAGAUAGAGUGGAACUGUAACCUCGACAAGCCAGCGUCAGAAUGUCACCCGCAUUAUUCCUUCGCCCGUCUGGAUAACAAGGAGAGAUCAGUCUCCUCCGGAUACAACUUCAGGUUUGCCAAAUAUUACAGAGACGCUAAGGGGAAUGAUUAUAGAACAAUGUUUAAAGCUUACGGAAUCCGCUUUGAUAUUAUGGUGACUGGAAAGGCUGGAAAAUUUAACAUCAUUCCAACCAUUAUCAACAUCGGUUCCGGGCUGGCACUGAUGGGCGCGGGGGCGUUCUUCUGUGAUCUCGUACUACUGUAUUUAAUUAAAAAGAGCAACUUUUACAGAGAUAAGAAGUUUGAGGAUGUGAAAUCAGCUUCUAAGAUGUCCCUGAAUGUCAAAGUCAACGGACAACCAAAAUCAAAGAGCCAAAAUGACUUGGACCAGGUUAGACUGCAGCCCCUUGAGGCCUAAACAUCCCAAGCAACAAAAAGUCAUUCUAUCUAUGGAACUAGAAUGAAGGAAAAGGGAUCUGGAACAACAGAAUAUUUCCACACUUACAUUUGGGAACUUCUUCAUUUGCAUUAAUGACUUUUUCCACCAUCUGCUGGUGCACUGCAAUCACACUCAUACUGUAGUGUUGGACUAUGUACUGGCAUCUGCACCAAAGUCUUCUCAUAAGUUCUGAAAGGGUCUUCUGCUGUUCUCUUGGAGGUCAGCAAAUUGGAUGGACUACAGACACGGGGUGGGCCAGGGGAUGAUCAUAUAAUGACACCCAACAGAAUGGACAGUCUUCUCUGUUUCUCUACUACUUUUUUAUGUCAGGGGAGGACACUGGAUACCACUAGGAUAUAGAAGGAUUAUUUAUACAAGAGCACUCCACCAGGUGAUAAGAACAGUAGUGAGGGUAUAAUGUCCCCUGUGAGCCUCCAUAGUUUGACAGCUGAAUUUCAUAGAAAUCCGUUUUAGUAGCCGUCAAUGGAUGGGAUUUCACUUGAGAGUGAACAGUUGGAUUCACUUGAUAUUGAUCAUUUAGACUGUAACUGGACCAAAGAAUUGAACCUUGAUUGUCAGUGGGACAGGGGAGGUUUUCUUUGGUCACAUGGUGCCAUCUGUUGGCCAACUGAUUAAUGUGGAAAAUUAAUAUAAUAUAAUGUCUGAUGA
Molecule: messenger RNA, 2043 nt
Organism: Xenopus laevis (African clawed frog)
Lineage: Eukaryota; Metazoa; Chordata; Amphibia; Anura; Pipidae
Gene: p2rx5.S
Product: purinergic receptor P2X, ligand gated ion channel, 5 S homeolog
Exons: 12
Coding region: 130-1353 (407 amino acids)
Biological process (GO): response to ATP; excitatory postsynaptic potential; monoatomic cation transmembrane transport
Cellular component (GO): postsynapse; plasma membrane; membrane
Molecular function (GO): extracellularly ATP-gated monoatomic cation channel activity; ATP binding; monoatomic ion channel activity
Source: RefSeq, a predicted model, not a curated record